This is a messenger RNA of Limulus polyphemus (Atlantic horseshoe crab), 781 nucleotides long. Its product is annotated as tRNA methyltransferase 10 homolog B-like. The annotation marks the transcript as partial. Gene Ontology annotation, molecular function: tRNA binding. Gene Ontology annotation, cellular component: nucleoplasm; nucleus; cytoskeleton. Gene Ontology annotation, biological process: tRNA N1-guanine methylation. The record is from RefSeq and is a predicted model, not a curated record. NCBI's taxonomy places the organism in Eukaryota, Metazoa, Arthropoda, Merostomata, Xiphosura, Limulidae. The transcript is spliced from 5 exons.
GAACUUCACAAACUGUCGUCACAACUAAGAAGGUUGUACGGCUCCAACAGACACAGCCAGCGCCCUCUGCAUGUAUUCUUUGCGAAUUUUUCACAGGAAAGCAGUCUGUACAGAAUUUGCUGUGAAAAGAAUCAAGGAUUCGCAAACUACGUGGUCGAUAUGAAUGCUAAGUCCCCACAGCAACUGUUUCGUCGUGAGGAAUUGAUCUACCUGUCCCCCGACUCCCCGCACGUGCUUACAGACCUGAAUCCCGAAGUCGUGUAUGUGAUUGGUGGAUUAGUGGAUGAAACUGUGAAAAAGAAACUGUCACUACAGGUUGCUGUGCAAAGUGGUCUCCUUACAGCUAGACUUCCCAUCAUCGAGUGGCUGAAGCGUGGAAGCAAGGGGACUUUCUCCACUGUAUUGUCUGUAAACCAGGUAUUUGACAUUCUUCUGAAAUACCAUGAAACUAACGAUUGGACACAGGCUCUUUUAACUGGAAUCCCGCAAAGAAAAGGUUUUACUCCCAAAUCUAACGUCAAGUCAUCAUCAUCAUCAUCUCAAGGUACACCUCCUUUAGACGUAGAACCAACCCAAAAUUCUUCCCCGCCAAAAUUCCAGAUUCUUUUGAAAUAACUCCACUGAUGAUCUCAUAGGAUUGCAUCUGAAGGAAUACAAGAUGGCGGAAUGUCCAAGGACAGUUGAAACCAUAGCCGAAGAUUUAACGAACGACACUUUGUUUGUUGACGUCAACACUUCCAUCUUCAUAGAUUCCAGAACAGUAGAGCUAAAAUCAGACAUU